Ailuropoda melanoleuca (giant panda) is the source of this 3369-nucleotide messenger RNA. RefSeq names its product solute carrier family 22 member 15 (gene SLC22A15). Lineage: Eukaryota; Metazoa; Chordata; Mammalia; Carnivora; Ursidae. Gene Ontology annotation, biological process: transmembrane transport. The record is from RefSeq and is a predicted model, not a curated record. Gene Ontology annotation, molecular function: transmembrane transporter activity. Bases 1 to 1785 code for a protein of 594 amino acids. The transcript has 13 exons. Gene Ontology annotation, cellular component: membrane.
AUGGUUGAACCAUCCAUGUGCAAUUUCCUGAGCAUCAGCGCUUUCACCCUUGCUGAUUGUGAUUCCAACGCGGACGGGUUUGUGUGUUUGCUCCUUCAGCUGUACGUGGCCACAGAGGCCAUCCUCAUUGCCCUGGUGGGGGCCACGCCCUCGUACCACUGGGACCUGGCGGAGCUCCUGCCCAAUCAGAGCCACAGCAACCGGUCAGCGGGGGACGAGCGCGCCCUUGGGGACUGGCUGCUGACCGCCAACGGCAGCGAGGUCCGGAAGCACGUGCAUUUCAGCGGCAGCUUCACCUCCAUCGCCUCUGAGUGGUUUUUAAUUGCCAACAGAUCUUACAAAGUCAGUGCAGCAAGCUCUUUCUUCUUCAGUGGUGUGUUUGUGGGAGUUAUCUCCUUCGGUCAGCUUUCAGAUCGCUUCGGAAGGAAAAAAGUCUAUCUCACAGGUUUUGCUCUUGACAUCUUAUUUGCUAUUGCAAAUGGAUUUUCCCCCUCCUAUGAGUUCUUUGCAGUAACUCGCUUCCUGGUGGGCGUAAUGAAUGGAGGAAUGUCGCUGGUGGCCUUCGUCCUGCUAAACGAAUGUGUGGGCACCGCCUACUGGGCGCUCGCAGGUACUGCUUCGCUCCAUGCAGAUGACAGAGAUGGGUCGAUCGGUGGCCUCUUCUUCGCGGUUGGCAUCGCCCAGUAUGCCCUGUUGGGAUACUUCAUCCGCUCCUGGAGGACCCUCGCCGUUCUGGUUAACCUUCAGGGAACAGUGGUCUUUCUCCUGUCUUUAUUCAUUCCUGAAUCACCCCGUUGGUUAUACUCCCAGGGUCGACUGAGUGAGGCCAAAGCGGCUCUGCACCUCAUUGCCAAGAGGAACCGCAAGCUCACGUGUACGUUCUCACUCACGUACCCGGCCAGCAGGAGCCCCAGGGAGACCGGAAGCUUCCUGGAUCUGUUCCGGUACCGGAUCCUCUUGGCACACACGCUCACCCUGAUGUUCAUCUGGUUCGUGUGCAGCUUGGUGUACUAUGGCCUCACUCUGAGCGCAGGUGAUCUGGGCGGAAAUAUUUAUGCCAGCCUGGCCCUGUCCGGCCUCAUAGAGGUUCCGUCUUACCCUAUCUGCAUCUACUUGAUUAACCAAAAAUGGUUUGGUCGGAAGCGGACUUUAGCGGCAUUUCUGUGCCUAGGAGGACUGGCUUGUCUUAUUAUAAUGUUUCUUCCAGAAAAGAAAGACACGGGCGUGUUUGCAGUGGUGAACAGCCGUUCCUUGUCUCUGCUCGGGAAGCUGACGAUCAGCGCGGCCUUUAACGUGGUCUAUAUCUACACGUCCGAGCUGUACCCCACGGUCAUCAGGAACGUUGGGCUUGGAACUUGUUCCAUGUUCUCCCGAGUUGGUGGGAUUAUUGCUCCCUUCAUCCCCUCACUGGUUGCCCCGCCUGUCCCUAACUCAGUGCUAAGUGAAUCCAUGAGCGUCAAGGGGAUCGUUUGGCUGAUUCCAGUGUCGAGAACUUUAAAGCUUAUGAGGUAUGUGCAGUGGUCUUUACCCUUUGUUGUCUUCGGAGCCACCGGCCUGACUUCAGGCCUCCUGAGUUUGUUGUUGCCGGAAACCCUUAACAGCCCAUUGCUAGAGACAUUUUCCGACCUUCAGGUGUAUUCAUAUCGGAGGCUGGGGGAGGAGGCGUUAUCUUUACAGACCUUGGAACCCCCACAGUCUGCAGACAAGGACAACACUUUAGGCAGUGAGAGUGAGGAAGAGGAGGAAUUUUUUGAUGCGGAUGAAGAAACCCAGAUGAUUAAGUGAAGAGCCCCAGGUCCCCCUCGCAAGCAGAUGAUCUCCUUGCCUCUGGCAAAGGCCGGCUUUUCCAGGAAACAUAAGAGUUGUGGAAGUACAGGCUUGAACAUACAUGGAAAGUCCUCAGCAUUGGCUCAUCUUUUUCAGGCACAAAGGAGGAUGGAGAAGAGAUUUCAUGAGCGAGGACAUCACGGUACUGAGGGAACAGUCGUUCAUUAGUCCACAAUUCAGGUUUAUUUCUGAGGCCUGACUUCUGGCCAGAUAGCUCAAAUCUGCAUGGCAGAGUGGAAAGCUCAUUUGUUUCUGGAAGUCUGAGCCUAUUGCUUAUCCUCGAUCAUGACCUAAAGGCAGACAUGUAAAAUUCCUUCUCGUGCAUUAGUGGGAAAAGAUAAACCAUCGUUGAGAUUUCAUCCUAAUACCAUAUUUGACAUCUACCCCUUAUUGUCUGUGCCUCACCAGGAAUCUCUUGAGGCCGAAUGGUGUUCACAUUCCAGUUUUGUGCCAGAGGGAAAGCACUGAGAGGUGAUUGUGUGUGGCCCAGGGCCUCCAGCUUUACCCUGACUGUCCGCCCCUUGCUUCUCGGGUUCAGGGUUGGCUUGAGCGCCUUGUGCGUUGAGUCCCACAAAUGAUCCCCUAGGAAAAGCCAACCGUACUGAAGCGAUUUUCUCAGAGCCAGAGGAGUGGCUGCAGCUCCCUGUCCACUCCCUCUGACAUGCGACUUGUGUCACUUCCUCGGUCCUGACUUUUGCACACCUCCAGAAAUCGUUCCAUCUCAGAUUCCAGUACCAGCGAUCACUUCAGACCGCACUUGGUAAGGCGUGGAGCUUCAUGAAGACGGAGGGCAGGGGCAGAGUGACAGACAUGUCGAACACUUGAAAAGGGGCAGCUUUCAUAGGAAGAAAAGAAAAUGAUCUGUCACGGGUUUUUGUUUGUUCUGUUUCCAGCAUUGUACACAGAGGCACUUGGGCAACCGUUAAGAACUUGAACGCUUCUAAUCCCAGAUCAGUCCCUGCCUCUGCAGUCAGAGUGGAAAGCAAGUAAUUUCAUAGGAUAUGUUGUUUUUUUCAUGAGGUACUGCCAGCUUUCAAAUAAGUCUGUCACACUUAGUUUUCUAAAAUCACAUGCUGGAAAUAUCUGUUUCCCUCGAAAAUUGAAUGCUAUCUCAAGUAGGAGUAUUAACCUGGACUCAACAGGUUUGUGCAAUAUGGCUUUAGGCCACUUUCCAACUAGGAACAUUUCUGUGUCUUCAGAAUUUCCCAUUUUACUAACUCUUGGAGAAAGAGAAGUUGCAUUGGAGGUAAAGAGAAGACAUCAUGGGGCCUGCUUCUGGAAAUCUUGGAGACAUCACCCCCAGUUGGCUCUGACAUUUUCCCAUCCUCUUCCACAUUAUCCUCUGGUUUGCACUCUAUCAGUCUGUACCUUUGUAUUUGUUAAAUUAUUCUUAUGUCCUUUAGGCCCUUGAUGAUGUUUUGAGCUCUUCAUAAAUAGGGGCCAUCUCUCCUGCUGUUUGCUUUCUCUGCUGUGCCCAGAAGAAUAUGGGCCUAGACACAGUAAGGACCUAAUAAAUAUUACUGUUUCUAACCAUCAAGAAAA